Molecule: messenger RNA, 2116 nt
Organism: Rosa chinensis
Lineage: Eukaryota; Viridiplantae; Streptophyta; Magnoliopsida; Rosales; Rosaceae
Exons: 13
Coding region: 151-1830 (559 amino acids)
Molecular function (GO): protein binding
Source: RefSeq, a predicted model, not a curated record
GUCCCAGCUCCUACUAACCACCUCUCAUUCCUCAUCUUCAUCACCGCAACACAUAUACACAGAUACCACCACCAUUACGUAAUUACGUUCAAACCUUACAAGCUACAAAGCUUUCUUCUCCAAUCUCGGUCCCAUCCCAUUUCAAAGAUCAUGACUUUAUACCUCAGCUCCCCACCAUGGCUCUGUCGUACAUCUCCACCCCUCCCCUCUUAUAACAACACCAACGCCUUGUUCUGCAGACUAAGCUCGACUUCUGUCAACUUCCCGAAGCUCAUUACAACAAAGGCGUCGUCUUUGGGCGAGAGUGAAAGUGCUAGUGGGAUUGCAGAGGACUCUGUUUCUGAGCUUUUGGACGAGGACUUGUUAAGUAUAGUUUCGGGUGCUAAAGAUGCCCAAGAAGUACUGAAGAUAUUUGAUGAAACGGCAGAGAGAAAAAAUGGAGGUGUAGUGAGUGUUUCUGAUUGUUGUGCUAUUAUCUCUGCUGCCCUGAAAAGGAACAACCCUGAAUUGGCUCUCUCUGUUUUUUACGAAAUGCGGGCCAGUUUUGAUCAAGGUGUUGAUGACAAUGGCCGGAGGUGGAAGUGGUCCAGACCAGAUGUGAGUGUCUACACAUCAUUAAUUCUGGGUCUGGCUGCAUCAUUGAGAGUUUCUGAUGCCCUUAAGAUGAUCAACAGUAUAUGUCGAGUCGGAGUGUCUCCAGCUGAGGAGGUUCCAUUUGGAAAAGUUGUGAGGUGUCCAAGCUGUAUGAUAGCUGUUGCUGUUGCACAACCGCAACAUGGUAUUCAGAUAGCAUCCUGUGCAAAGUGCUCCUACCAAUAUGAACUUGUUUCUGGCAACAUAGACAGUAUUGCGUCAGAAGAAAUCGGCAUGGAUAUUCCAGCUUGGAAAAGGGCACUAAGAUUCCUGCAGAUAUUGAAGCAAAAGAUUCCUGCUGCUGUUCACUCCAUUGUGGUACAAACCCCUUCAGGUAUGGCUCGUACACAUAGGUUUGCCACUGAAACAGUUGAUCUCCCAGCACAGGAAGGAGAAAGGGUAACCAUUGCUCUUGCAGCUCCAUUAAGUGUAUAUAGAGAGGUGGGUCCCUUAAAAUUUAGUCCAAAGGCCCCUAAUUUUUACCCUAGUGAGCCUAUCUGCCUGACAAACCAUGAGGAUGGCCGCGAGUCACAACUAUUAAGAGCCCCUACAAAAGAUGGUAGCACGUUGCUUACUAGCCCCUCCAUGCUUUUUCCAAUUGUUGCUGUUUUGGCCACCGGCAAUGCUGCCUCCGGAGUUAUAGACCCCAGCCUCCCUCAAUUCCUUUCAGUCGCUGCACUAACGUCUCUUGCUGUUGGAGUUACUCUCAAAACGUUGGUUUUGCCCCAAUUGAAUCGUCUUCCUCAGAGAGUAGUGGAUACAGUUGCGAUCAAACAGCAGCUAUUAUCUCAAUAUGACAAGCUCCAAUCUCGUAUAAAGGGCCUCAAAGAAGCUGCUGAAAAAGAGGUCUGGAUGUUGGCUCGGAUGUGCCAGCUUGAGAACAAAAUUUAUGCUGUAGGAGAGCCUUCUUACCGUGCUCGGAGAAGUAAAGUCAAAAGGGUUCGAGAAGGCUUGGAAAAUUCUCUCAGGGGAAGAAUUGAGCUGAUUGAUAGCUAUGCGAGGAUUUCUUCGAUGAUCGAAAUUGAGGUAGAACUGGACUCUGAUGUUCUUGCUGCUGAACAAGCAAGCAAUGUGGAAAAUAUUGCAGAACAAAUACAACAAACAAUGGAACUAGAAAAUCUUGAAGAGAGAUGGAGAAUACAAGUUGAAGCAAAUGAUGAGGCAGAAAGACUUCUUAGUUCUGAACAGAAUCGAUAGUAGGCAUGACUGUGCAGAAGGAAGAUUGUGACUUCAGAAGGUAGCUGCUGCUUGUUCAUGUUCUGAUGAAGAAUGUCUUGGAGAGUUGGAGUCCCUUCAGAGCUCGACUUGUAUAGGCCUUUUAAAACUGACAAUGGUCAUAGAAAAAUUUCUUAUUAAUCACCACAUUUGUAAGUGUAUCAAGCUCUUAAUUUCAGAGAAAGAUGUGGAUAUUGAUUUAGAUAUUCAUGUAACUAUGACCGGCGUAAUUUCAUUGGAAAAAGUGGUAUUACAAUUUUUUGUUUUA